Molecule: messenger RNA, 495 nt
Organism: Candidula unifasciata
Lineage: Eukaryota; Metazoa; Mollusca; Gastropoda; Stylommatophora; Geomitridae
Source: the annotation of a GenBank genome assembly
AUGCUCAGAAUACUUCAGAAACGGGUUACUACAGGGUUGAUGGCUCAGUCGAGCCGGAUGGCAUCAAACACAGUAGUUGAUUCUCCAGAUCUUGCAGAUGACAUAGAAUCUGACCCCAGGAAGCGAGUUCAGAGAUGUCUCAACAGAGUAACUUUGAUUGGCAGGGUUGGCAAAGACCCAGAACAUCGAGGAAAUUCCACGCACCCCUGUAUCAUUUUCCCUCUUGCUACAAAUGCGCAGUACAGAAAGGCUGAUGGAGAACGUAUGGUCAAGACAGACUGGCACAGAGUUGCUGUGUUCAGGCCAGGACUUAGGGAUAACAUUGCAACCAAAAUUAUGAAAGGAGAUCGACUGUUCGUGGAAGGUUCUCUCUCAUAUGUUAAAUAUACUGAUCCAGACAACAAGAUUUUGACCUCAGUCUCCAUUAAUGCCGAUGAAAUCAUGAUUCUUCAGCGUGCACAUAACCCUGGUCAAGCAAGUGAUGAGGAAAACUGA